CGAAAGGCUGACCAAUGAGCGCGCAGAACUCCCGAGGCCCGCGGAGUAUAUAAGCUGCGGAGCAGGCCAGUGAAGAGCAUCGUGCGGCUUCGGCUUCUGAGAAACCAACAACCGGUCUAGAAAGGGUUAGACGACUCUAAAAACACUUAGCACAAAAUGGCUUACACCUGGGACAACCGCGUCAAGUACGUCGUCAGGUACAUGUACGACAUUGACAACAAUGGCUUCUUGGACAAGAACGACUUCGAGUGCCUCGCCCUCAGGAACACCCUGAUCGAAGGCCGUGGCGAGUGGAGCGCUGAGAAGUACGCUGCCAACCAGAAGAUCAUGUCCAACCUCUGGAACGAGAUCGCCGAGCUUGCUGACUUCAACAAGGACGGUGAGGUGUCUGAUGACGAAUUCAAGCAGGCUGUGCAGAAGAACUGCUCCGGCAAGGGUUUCGCUGACUUCCCCAAUGCCUUCAAAAGUUUCAUUACCACCCAGUUUAAGACCAUUGAUGUAAACGGUGAUGGCAUAGUCGGCGUUGAUGAGUACAGGCUUGACUGCAUCUCCAGGUCCGCCUUCGCUAGCAUCUCCGAGAUCGAUGAUGCCUACAACAAGCUCUGCACUGAGGACGACAAGAAGGCUGGUGGCAUCAACCUUGCCCGCUACCAGGAACUGUAUGCUCAGUUCAUCUCCAACCCCGACGAGAAGUGCAACGCCGUCUACCUUUUCGGACCCCUUAAGGAAGUCAACUAAAUAGGACGUUUAAGGAAACUUAGACGCACCUAACGCGCGAGGCCCAGGCGCUUUGGGUGUACCCACCGCACGCGCUCCCUGGGGUCAAGGCUUCUCUUGUCCUCUUCUCCUCUCCUGAGGGGACUGGAUAAUGAUGGGCCUGCCCUAACACACACACACACCCACCAGUGCCCAGUUCCUCACUGCAUCAUUUUUAUACUCAUCUCCCUCUGAUGCCAAGCCGCACCGUCAGGCAUCAACACCGCCUGCGGCAGUCGACCCGGACUCAUGGCCAUCCUUAGCCGCAAAUCAUAUUUUUGUAUUGCUGGAGUUGGGAUCCAUGCGGUACCGCCCCCAGCAGGCCUCCUGCCCUCGUUGCGGGACCAGUGCUGGAACGCUAUCGGGAAUGGUCGACUGCUGUUGCGAUCAUCUCUUAACCAAUAAUAAACUCUACUAUGUUUUAA
This is a messenger RNA of Macrobrachium nipponense, 1181 nucleotides long. RefSeq names its product sarcoplasmic calcium-binding protein 1 (gene Scp1). The transcript is spliced from 6 exons. The record is from RefSeq and is a predicted model, not a curated record. Bases 157 to 738 code for a protein of 193 amino acids. Gene Ontology annotation, molecular function: calcium ion binding. Lineage: Eukaryota; Metazoa; Arthropoda; Malacostraca; Decapoda; Palaemonidae.